GGGAAAAAAAAAAGUUCUAAGGGGGCGGAACGAGAACAAGGGGCGGGUGAAAGCCAGGUAGGUUGGGUUGGAGGCGGGGUCUGCGUGGGGAGGGGUCUGAAGCGAGCGUGGCCAGGAUGACUGGGCUUGGCUCUCACUCAGGUGAGGCCGCCCCGGGAGGCCUAACCCCGGCCGGGGCGGGGAGCAGUCGUGCUUUGGGCAGCGGCCAGAAGCUGCAGAGCCUCAGGCUUCCGCCUGGCCCCAGGCACGCGGGAGCCCCGCGGGUCCUGCCCGGGUGAGUGGAGUCUCCGGACAGAUCCACGACUAAGGGGUUACUGGGGUGGGGAAUCUCCUCUCCUUCCAGGUGGAGCCAGCAGCUCUCAGGGAGGACCUGGCGGGGUUCGCCGACACAGAAGAGGCCUCAGAAUAUGGAAGACUGAGGCCUGUUGACAGUGCAGAGCUCCGCCCUGGCACCAUCUAUUCUGAAGAGCUCCAUGCAGGUGCCUCAGGAUGGAGAGGAUCUUGCUAACCAACCCUGGUACCAUGGCCCCCUGUCCCGCCAGAAGGCUGAAACUCUUCUUCAGCAAGACGGUGAUUUCCUGGUUCGUGCCUCUGGGUCCUGUGGGGGCCACCCUGUGAUCUCCUGCCACUGGCAGGGUUCAGUCCUACACUUUGAGGUGUUCCAUGUGGCCCUGCGUCCCCGGCCAGGCCAGCCUGUGGCCCUCUUUCAGCUGGAGGAUGAGCAAUUUCCCAGUAUGCCUGCCCUGGUUUGCAGUUAUGUGACCAAUCGGUGCCCACUGUCCCAGGCCACAGGGGCUGUGGUCUGCAGGCCUGUGCGGCAGGGGCCUCUGCAACGCAGCUUUAGUGAUGACACCCUCAUGGACAGCCCAGCUUAGAUAGAGCGUCUCAGGGAAAGGAAGUGGAGCAACAGUCAGCCUGCAGACUUGGUGCAUAUGUGGCAGUCAAGAGAAGACCACUCUGAACCAGGCCACAGGCCUCCUGGGUGUGACCAAGCUUCAGCGGGCCAACAUGGGGGUGGCCUCUGGCCUGGAGCUGCUCACACUUCCCCAUGGGCAUCUCUUGAGGUUGGAACUGCUAGACAGACCCCUGCCCUCCACCUCUGUAGGCAUGAGACGCUGGCGCUGGCCGUGCUGGGCUGUUCUGGGGCGCUGGAGGAGCGCGCUGCUGCACUGAAGGGCCUGGUAGAACUCGCACUGACUCUGCGACCAGGGGCGGCGGGAGACCUGCCUGGGAUGGCCGCAGUCAUGGGUGCCCUGCUCAUGCCCCAGGUGCGUGGGGAGCAGGGAUGGGAGGAAGCUGGAGUGCAAGCGACCGGAAGCGGAGAGGAGGCAUGCUCAGGUGUCUUCCCUGAGGUGUCUCGGUUGGAGCACACGUGGCGCCAGCUCCGAGGGAGCCACACAGAGGCUGCGCUGGCCUUUGAGCAGGAGCUGAAGCCGCUAAUGCGGACUCUGGAUGAGGGCGCGGGACCCCACGACCCGGGCGAGGUGGCACUGCCACAUGCGGCACCUGUGGUGCGUCUGCUGGAGGGCGAGGAACUCUGGGGGCCGCUGGACCAGAGCUGCGAACGGCUGCUGCGCACCCUACACGCGGCGCAUGGGGUGGCUGGGAACACGCCCAAAUUCUGCCGCACGGCCCAGCGCCUUCCAGGAUUCUGGCCUAACCCAGAGCUGAGAGAGGCCCUGACCACUGGCUUCUUGUGGAGGCUGCUCUGGGGUCGCCUCCUGCAUGGGAGGUGUGGGAGCUCCGAGAGCACAGCGACUGGAGCCGAGGACGCAGGCCCCCUUCACAGCCAGGACCUUACACUCCUCACACCGCCAUAGGCAGUGGAGACCCAUCUCCCUACCCCCAACAGAAGGAGGAAGGAGUUGCAAGAAUCCCCUGCCUCCUAAAAAUGCAUGGAUCCUGGGGGGGAGGGGGGGCCUGUAAGGCUACCCACAGCUGAGACACUUAAGAAACCAGCAAUUGAGCCCACUGGGGUGACUCACAUCUGUAAUCCUACCACUCCGGGAGGCAGAGGCAAGUGGACUGCUACAGCUCAGGAGUUUGAGCAAGAGAGACUCAUCUCUACAAAAAGUAGAAAAAUUAGAUGCUACUGUGGAGUCUAGGGCAGGAGGAUCACUUGAACCCAGAAGUUUGAGGUUGCUGUGAGCAAGGCUGAUGCCAGGGCUGCUGACAGAUGGGACUCAAGUCUCAAAAAAAAAAAAAAAAAAAAGCAGCAGCUACAUUGCAAAGACGGUAAAAGACCUGUAGCUCUGGCAAUCAGAGGCCAAAGUUCAAAUGUGACUCUGCCCUUUAAAAGCUGUGUGAAUUCUAGCAGAUCACUUGACCUCUCUGUGCCUGCCUUCCACAUUAAAACAAGAGUUGUGCACUUCCCAUAUAGGAGUUUGCAAGAAUUAAAGCUUAAUGUUUAAAUGAGAUCAUGAGUGGGUAGAGAAUGGCUGGAACACUGUAGGCACUGGGUAAAUACUACCUGUUCUCAAUAAACUCCACUGCA
This is a messenger RNA of Nycticebus coucang (slow loris), 2494 nucleotides long. RefSeq names its product SH2 domain containing 3A (gene SH2D3A). Gene Ontology annotation, molecular function: guanyl-nucleotide exchange factor activity; phosphotyrosine residue binding. NCBI's taxonomy places the organism in Eukaryota, Metazoa, Chordata, Mammalia, Primates, Lorisidae. The record is from RefSeq and is a predicted model, not a curated record. Gene Ontology annotation, biological process: positive regulation of peptidyl-serine phosphorylation; small GTPase-mediated signal transduction.